AGCCAGCUCUACCACAGAUUCACCUGGAAGGGAACCGCCUUGUUCUUACCUGCCUCGCAGAGGGGAGCUGGCCUUUGGAAUUCAAGUGGAUACACAAUGGCAGGGAGCUCACCACCUACAGCAGCGAAUAUAAGUAUAUCAUCCCAUCUUUACAGAAGCUUGAUGCUGGCUUUUACCGCUGUGUGGUGCGGAACAGGAUGGGAGCACUCUUGCAGAGAAAAUCCGAAGUUCAAGUCGCGUAUAUGGGAAAUUUCAUGGACACAGACCAGAGGAAAACAGUUUCUCCAGGACACGCAGCAGUUCUAAACCUAUUGCCCAUCACCAGCUGCCCCAGACCUCAAGUGACUUGGUUUAGAGAAGGCCACAAGAUUAUUCCAAGCAACAGGAUAGCCAUCACUCUGGAGAAUCAGCUGGUGAUCCUUGCCACAACAGACAGUGAUGCUGGGGCAUACUAUGUGCAGGCCGUCAACGAGAGGAAUGGAGAAAACAAGACCAGCCCAUUCAUUCAUUUGAACAUAGCAAGAGAUAUUGCUGCACCAGAAGCCAUGGCUCCAGUCAUUGUGGUUGCCCCGGGAAACAGGAGUGUGGUGGCAGGGUCCAGUGAGACCACCUUGGAGUGCAUUGCCAAUGCCAGGCCUGUGGAAGAAGUAAGCGUGCACUGGAAGAGAAAUGGUGUGCGACUUACCAGCGGGCUACACAGCUUCGGCAGGCGCCUCACCAUCAGCAACCCCACAUCCGCUGACACUGGGCUGUAUGUUUGUGAGGCCUCACUUCGGGGCAGCGCCUUCGAACCAGCCAGGGCGAAAGCCUUCCUCUCUAUCAUAGAGCCACCAUAUUUCACUGCUGAGCCUGAGAGUCGGGUUUUAGUGGAAGUGGAAGAAACUGUGGACAUUGCAUGUCAAGCCAUGGGGGUCCCUGUUCCCACGCUCCAGUGGUACAAAGAUGCCAUUCCCAUCAGCAAGCUCCAGAACCCUCGAUACCAGGUCCUGUCCAGUGGAGGCCUACGCAUUCAGAAGCUGCAUCCAGAAGACUCUGGAAUCUUCCAGUGCUUUGCCAGUAAUGAAGGAGGGGAGAUCCAGACCCACACCUACCUAGAUGUGACUAAUAUCGCCCCGGCCUUCACCCAGCGUCCUGCUGACACCACGGUGACUGAUGGGAUGACAACCGUGCUGAGAUGUGAAGUGUCUGGAGCCCCCAAACCUGCCAUCACUUGGAAGAGAGGGAACCAUAUUCUGGCCAGUGGCUCUGUCCGGAUUCCUAGGUUUAUGCUACUAGAAUCUGGAGGCCUACAGAUCACCCCUGCUUCCAUCCAGGAUGCCGGCAACUACACCUGCUAUGCAGCCAACACAGAGGGCUCCCUGGAUGCGUCGGCAGCACUCACUGUGUGGAAUCGAACGUCCAUCGUGCUUCCUCCUGAGGAUCAAGUCGUGAUUAAGGGGACCACGGCCAUGCUGCACUGCGGAGCCACUCAUGACCCCCGCAUUUCUCUCCGCUAUGUCUGGAAGAAGGACAAUGUGGCCAUCACCCCCUCUGGCAGCUCUAGAAUCAUGGUGGAGAAGGAUGGAUCCCUCCUUAUUAGCCAGACAUGGUCAGGUGACAUCGGAGAUUACACCUGUGAGAUUCUGUCUGAGGGAGGCAACGAUUCCAGAACAGCCCGGCUAGAAGUAAUUGAACUGCCUCACCCACCUCAAAACCUCCUGGCCAGCCUGAGCCCCUCGCACAGCCACUCAGUGACGCUUUCCUGGGUACGGCCCUUCGAUGGCAACAGUCCCGUCCUCUACUACAUUGUGGAGCUGUCUGAAAACAACUCUCCAUGGAAAGUACAUCUGUCAAACGUUGGCCCAGAGGAGACCAGCGUCACCGUAAGCGGCCUGACUCCUGCUCGCACCUAUCAGUUCAGAGUGUGUGCAGUGAAUCAAGUGGGGAAAGGCCAGUACAGCACAGAGACGAGCAGGUUGAUGUUACCUGAAGAACCUCCAAGUGCUCCCCCAAAAAAUAUCGUGGCCAGUGGGCGGACCAACCAGUCCAUCAUGGUGCAGUGGCAGCCACCCCCAGAGACAGAGCAUAAUGGAGUGCUGCGUGGCUACAUCCUCAGAUACCGCCUGGCUGGUUUGCCUGGCGAACAUCAACAGAAGAACAUCACCAGCCCUGAGGUCAACUACUGCCUGGUGACAGAUCUGAUCAUCUGGACCCAGUACGAAAUCCAGGUGGCCGCCUACAAUGGAGCUGGCCUGGGCGUCUUCAGCAGGGCUGUGGCAGAGUACACCUUACAGGGAGUGCCCACAGCGCCCCCACAGAACGUGCAGGCUGAAGCUGUGAACUCUACCACUGUUCAGUUCCUGUGGAACCCUCCCCCACAGCAGUUCAUCAACGGCAUCAACCAAGGAUACAAGCUUCUAGCCUGGCCAGUAGAUGUCCCCGAGGCCGUCACCAUGGUCACCAUCGCGCCGGACUUCCAUGGCAUCCACCAUGGGCAUAUUACGAACUUGAAGAAGUUCACGGCCUACUUCACGUCCGUCCUGUGUUUCACCACCCCUGGAGAUGGGCCACCAAGCACACCCCAACUGGUGUGGACCCAUGAAGACAAACCUGGAGCCGUGGGACAUCUGAGCUUCACAGAGAUUCUGGACACCUCUCUCAAGGUCAGCUGGCAGGAGCCCCUGGAGAGAAAUGGCAUCAUCACAGGCUAUCAGAUUUCCUGGGAAGUGUAUGGGAAGAAUGACUCUCGGCUCACACACACCCUCAACAGCACAACCCAUGAGUACAAGAUCAAAGGGCUGUCAUCCCUCACUACUUACACCAUUGAUGUGGCUGCCAUGACAGCCGCAGGGGCCGGCCUGACCACAUCGUCCACCAUCUCUUCUGGGGUGCCCCCAGACCUUCCCGGUGCUCCAUCCAACCUGGUCAUUUCCAACAUCAGCCCUCGCUCAGCCACACUUCAGUUCCGACCAGGCUACGACGGGAAGACGGCCAUCUCCAGAUGGAUUGUGGAGGGGCAGGUCGGAGCCAUUGGUGAUGAGGAGGAGUGGAUCAGCCUUUACGAGGAGGAGAAUGAGCCUGACGCCCAGAUGCUGGAGAUCCCAAACCUCACACCGUACACUCACUACAGAUUUCGGAUGCGACAAGUGAACAUUGUUGGUCCAAGCCCCUUCAGCCAGUCCUCCCGCGUCAUCCAGACCCUGCAGGCCCCGCCAGAUGUGGCACCCAGCAGCAUCACCGUGCGCACAGCCAGCGAGACCAGCCUGCGCCUGCGCUGGGUGCCGCUGCCCGAUUCCCAGUACAAUGGGAACCCUGAGUCUGUGGGCUAUAGGGUGAAGUACUGGCGCUCAGACCUCCCAUCUUCAGCACUCGCCCAAACUGUCAACGACCGGCUGGAGAGGGAGCUCACCAUUGAGGAGCUAGAGGAGUGGACAGAGUACGAGCUACAGAUGCAAGCCUUCAACGCCAUCGGGGCUGGGCCCUGGAGUGAGCUGGUGCGGGGCCGGACGCGGGAAUCCGUUCCCUCGGCCGCCCCUGCCAAUGUAUCUGCCCAGGCUGUCAGCUCCACCCAGAUCCUGCUGACAUGGAGCUCCGUCCCUGAGCAGGACCAGAAUGGGCUGAUCCUGGGCUAUAAGAUUCUGUACCGAGCCAAAGACCUGGACCAAGAGCCCCGGAGCCACGUGGUACGAGGGAACCACACCCAGUCUGCACUGCUGGCUGGCCUGCGCAAAUUCGUGCUGUAUGAGCUCCAAGUGCUGGCAUUCACCCGCAUUGGGAACGGGGUCCCCAGCUUGCCCCUCAUCCUCGAGCGCACCAAAGAUGACGCCCCAGGCCCCCCAGUGAGGCUGGUGUUCCCCGAAGUAAGGCUCACAGCUGUGCGGAUUGUGUGGCAGCCCCCAGAGGAGCCCAACGGUGUGAUUCUGGGGUACCAGAUUGCCUACCGCCUGGCCAGCAGCAGCCCGCACACAUUUACCACCGUGGAGGUGGGCGCCACAGUGCGACAGUUCACAGCCACGGAGCUGGCCCCAGAGUCUGCGUACAUCUUUAGGCUGUCUGCCAAGACGAGGCAGGGCUGGGGGGAGCCGCUGGAGGCCACGGUCAUCACCACCGAGAAGAGAGAGAGGCCGGCACCCCCCAGAGAGCUGCUGGUACCACAGGCCGAGGUGACAGCACGCAGCCUGCGGCUCCAGUGGGUCCCGGGCAGUGAUGGAGCCUCCCCCAUCCGCUACUUCACCGUGCAGGUGCGAGAGCUGCCCAGGGGAGAGUGGCAGACCUACUCCUCCUCCAUCAGCCAUGAGGCCAUGGCCUGCGCUGUCGAAAGGCUGAGGCCCUUCACUUCCUACAAGCUGCGCUUGAAAGCCACCAACGACAUUGGGGACAGUGACUUCAGUUCAGAGACAGAAGCGGUCACCACUCUGCAGGACGUUCCAGGAGAGCCCCCCGGUUCUGUCUCCGCGACGCCCCACACUACAUCCUCGGUUCUGAUUCAGUGGCAGCCGCCCCGGGACGAGAGCCUGAAUGGCCUUCUGCAGGGAUACAGGAUCUACUACCGAGAGCUGGAGGCUGAGGCAGCUGCAGGCCCUGAGGCCAAGACCCUCAAGAGCCCCUCAGCCCUGCGAGCUGAGCUCACAGCCCAAAGCAGCUUCAAGACCGUGAACAGCAGCUCUACAUUAACCACGUAUGAAUUAACACAUCUGAAAAAGUAUCGCCGCUAUGAAGUGAUCAUGACUGCCUAUAACAUCAUCGGUGAGAGCCCAGCCAGUGCGCCUGUCGAAGUCUUUGUCGGUGAGGCUGCCCCUGCGAUGGCCCCACAGAACAUCCAAGUGACCCCGCUCUCUGCCAGCCAGCUGGAGAUCACAUGGGAGCCCCCACCCCCAGAGAGCCAGAACGGGAACAUCCAGGGCUACAAGAUUUACUACUGGGAGGCAGACAGCCAGAAUGAAACUGAGAAGAUGAAGGUCCUGUUCCUCCCUGAACCCAUGGUGAAGCUGAAGAACCUCACCAGCCACACCAAGUACCUGGUCAGCAUCUCUGCCUUCAAUGCAGCAGGUGAUGGGCCCAAGAGCAAGCCUCGCCAGGGACGCACCCACCAGGCUGCUCCUGGGGCUCCCAGCUACUUGGCUUUCUCAGAAAUAACAUCUACCACACUCAACGUUUCCUGGGGUGAGCCCCUGGCGGCCAAUGGGGUCCUGCAGGGCUAUCGCGUGGUGUACGAGCCGCUAGCACCUGUCCAGGGGGUGAGCAAGGUGGUCACUGUGGAUGUAAAGGGGAACUGGCAGCGCUGGCUGAAGGUACGAGACCUCACCAAGGGAGUGACCUAUUUCUUCCGUGUCCAAGCUCGAACCAUCACCUAUGGGCCAGAACUCCAAGCCAAUGUCACAGCUGGGCCGGCCAAGGGGUCCCCAGGGUCACCUAGAGAUAUCAUGAUUACCAAGUCUUCCUCUGAGCUGACGCUGCAGUGGACAGAGGGGAACGCCGGCGACACGCCCACCACAGGCUACGUCAUUGAGGCUAGACCCUCAGAUGAAGGUUUGUGGGACAUGUUUGUGAAGGACAUUCCCCAGAGCACCACUUCCUACACCGUCGGCCUGGACAAGCUCCGGCAAGGGGUGACGUACGAGUUUCGGGUGGUGGCUGUGAACAAGGCCGGCUAUGGGGAGCCCAGCAGCCCUUCCACAGCAGUGUCAGCUCAAGUGGAAGCCCCAUUCUACGAGGAGUGGUGGUUCCUGCUGGUGAUGGCGCUGUCCAGCCUGCUCAUCAUCCUGCUCGUCGUGUUCGCCCUGGUCCUGCACGGGCAGCACAAGAAGUACAAGAACUGCGGCGCAGGUAAGGGCAUCUCCACCAUGGAAGAGUCUGUGACCCUGGACAAUGGAGGGUUUGCUGCCCUGGAACUCAACAGUCGCCACCUCAAUGUCAAGAGCACCUUCUCCAAGAAGAACGGGACCAGAGCUUUACCCACUAAGCCACCCCCAGGCCUCUGGAAAACAGAAGGAGAAGCGAUAUUAACGCAGCCGCAAGAAAUCCUCAGGGCCAGCCAUACCUCAGCAGAGCCCAAGAGUGAACACCCACCAAGUGGCCGCAGCCCCCCUGCUCAGCUGCCUCUGGGCCCCUCGGGUCGCUUCGUGGCCAUGCAAGCCUCCGACUCGGACUACGAGGACGCCCCUCCCAAGCACUCGUUUGUCAACCACUACAUGAGCGACCCCACCUACUACAACUCGUGGAAGCGGCGGCCCGCGGCGCCCGCGGCGCACAGGUACGAGGCGGUGGCCGGGGCCGAGGCGGGCGCGCACCUGCACCCGGUCAUCACCACGCAGAGCGCGGGCGGCGUGUACACCCCGGCGGCCGGGCCGCGCGCGCCGCUCACCGGCUUCUCCUCCUUCGUGUGAGCCCCGCCGGGCGGACCUCGGGAGUCUUAUUUUUGUUAAAGACAAUCAACUCCAACCGCUGAGCUGAAGUUUCUUUCGUUUUCCAACCACACAAAAACCCCAACCUGAUAAGCAGUGAUCCCCACCGGCGGACGCUAGAGUUCAAACUUAGGAAGGUUUUUUUAAAAAAUGCCUUUUUUUGUAACAUCGCUGCCCAAAGCAGAUGUCUUUGUUUUCUUUUCUUUUUAAGAGAAGGUCUAUCUCCCUGGUGCACUGGCCGGCACUCCUGGGGGGCGGGGGUGCCGCUCACCCGGCCCCACCCCACCCCGGGGGGCUGGGGGCGCAGGAGAGGAGGGUUGGGUGAACCGGGGCUCCUCGGCCUGCUCCUCUGUCUACCUCCUUUCCGAGGCCCAGCCAGCUUGGUCACAGCCUGUCUGGGGACAACUUGAAGCUGCUCCUGGUCCACCCCCGGGGUUUGGAGGACAAAUCCUGCCACCUGCACCCAGAUCUUUGCUGCUGGCCAACAUGGUACUGGGCAGGGAUAGAUGGCGGCUCCGCUUCGCAUCCUGUCUGCUGCUGUGGGUGCAGAGUGAGCCUUUCCCUGCCUCCACCCCUACCCUCUUUCCGACCAGAUGACAGGAGUAGGAGGUGUCCCCUGGGUUCUGGGCGCGCCCCCCUCCCCGGGCGGUGCCCCUAAACACAGCACACGCCCACCCACCUCCCAGACUCACCUGCAGAGUGGCUUGUGAUGGAGGAGUGUGCACUGUUAACCAGAGUAUUUUUUAAAUCUUUUUAUCUUUUUUUAAACGAUGUCACAUGAAAUGAACGCGUCUUUGCUGUCUCCAGGUGCCUUUUUAUUCAUUGUUCAGCUUUGUACGUGGGAACGACAAGAAGCAGGAAUCUCCAAAUAAAGCCAACAGCU
Dipodomys ordii (Ord's kangaroo rat) is the source of this 7266-nucleotide messenger RNA. It is a transcript of the gene Sdk1, whose product is annotated as sidekick cell adhesion molecule 1. The record is from RefSeq and is a predicted model, not a curated record. Bases 198 to 6365 code for a protein of 2055 amino acids. Lineage: Eukaryota; Metazoa; Chordata; Mammalia; Rodentia; Heteromyidae. The transcript is spliced from 44 exons. Gene Ontology annotation, molecular function: protein binding.